Messenger RNA from Lasiosphaeria miniovina, 1248 nucleotides. RefSeq names its product Thiolase, N-terminal domain-containing protein. The transcript has 4 exons. Gene Ontology annotation, cellular component: peroxisome. The record is from RefSeq and is a predicted model, not a curated record. Lineage: Eukaryota; Fungi; Ascomycota; Sordariomycetes; Sordariales; Lasiosphaeriaceae. Gene Ontology annotation, molecular function: acetyl-CoA C-acyltransferase activity. Gene Ontology annotation, biological process: fatty acid beta-oxidation; phenylacetate catabolic process. Bases 1 to 1248 code for a protein of 415 amino acids.
AUGGCGGUUGAACGGCUCGGCUCCAUUCUCAAGCACCUGUCGCCCGGCAGUGCGCUAUCGCAGAUCACAUCCAAAAAUGCCGACGACAUCGUCAUAACUCUCGCGAUCCGAACCCCUCUCGCAAAAGCCCGUAAAGGCAGCUUCAAGGAUACGAGCCUUGAGUACCUCGUCUAUGCGCUGCUAAAGGAGGUUAAAGAUCGCAGCAGCCUCGACCCGGCCGUUGUCGAAGACAUCUGCCUGGGCAAUGUCUCGGAUGGCAAGGCUGCCUACAAGCUUCGCGCGGCCGCGCUGGCCGCUGGCUUCCCCAACACGACAAGCUGCUCGAGCUUGAACCGCUUCUGCUCGUCCGGCCUCAAGGCCACCGCCGACAUCGCGCACGCCAUCAGCAGCGGAUCCAUUGGCGUUGGCAUCGCCAUCGGCGCCGAGCAAAUGACCAUUGGCGGCGACGCGCUCGAGGCGCCCUUCGACGACCAAGUUACCAAGCACUCCCAGGAGUCCGUCGACUGCAUGGAGCCCAUGGGGUGGACCAGUGAGAACGUCAGCCGUGACUUUGGCAUCACGCGCGAGGAAAUGGACAAAUAUGCCGCCGAGAGUUUCCAGCGAGCCGAGCGCGCCCAAAAGGCUGGUCUGUUUGACGACGAGAUCGCCCCCAUCAAGACCCGGAUCAAGGAUGCCAACGGCGAGUGGAAGGAGGUCACCGUCACCAGAGACGAGGGUAUCCGGCCGGGCACCACGGCCGAGGGGCUGGGCAAGAUCAGAGCCGCUUUCCCGCAAUGGGGCCCUACAACCACCGGUGGAAAUGCCAGCCAGGUCACUGAUGGGGCUGCCGCCGUCAUCCUGAUGAAGCGCUCCACCGCCGUCAAACUCGGUCAGCCAAUCCUUGCCAAGUAUGUUGGGUCGACUGUCGCCGGCCUAGCGCCCCGUAUCAUGGGCAUUGGCCCGACCGUUGCCAUCCCCAAGCUCCUCUCCCAGCACAACUUGACCCUCAACGACAUCGAUGUCGUCGAGAUCAACGAAGCCUUUGCUAGCAUGGCCGUGUAUUGCCGCAACACGCUCGGCCUCGAUUGGGCCAAGCUAAAUCCCCGUGGCGGCGCCAUCGCGCUGGGCCACCCCCUUGGUGCUACCGGCACCAGACAGAUCGUCACUGGCCUGAGCGAGUGCAGAAGAACAGGCAAGAAGAUCCUUCUCACGAGCAUGUGCAUUGGCACUGGCAUGGGUAUGGCAGGGCUUUUCGUGAAUGAGCAAUAG